Messenger RNA from Colius striatus (speckled mousebird), 4507 nucleotides. RefSeq names its product Fas binding factor 1 (gene FBF1). Gene Ontology annotation, biological process: cilium assembly; establishment of epithelial cell polarity. NCBI's taxonomy places the organism in Eukaryota, Metazoa, Chordata, Aves, Coliiformes, Coliidae. Bases 177 to 3584 code for a protein of 1135 amino acids. The transcript is spliced from 30 exons. Gene Ontology annotation, cellular component: ciliary basal body; ciliary transition fiber; centriole. The record is from RefSeq and is a predicted model, not a curated record.
AAUAACUCAAGUACAAGCGAAUGAGGCAGGAGCAGUGCCGACUGUCCUGUUCCCAGCUUCCCUAAGUGUAGGAGGUUGGUGUGAUCAGCAGUGUCAGAUCCCUCUGCAACGUGACGUGGAGAUCGGAAGAGCCUGUAAACAGACUUGUUGGAGCGGGGGAAGGCUGGGACACUGCCAUGGCUACAAAACCCAUGAGAAGUUUAAGAGGCUCUAUUGAUGAUGUGCUUGGUGACCUUCUGGGAUAUGAUGAUGAGUCUCCUGAUAAAUCUGCCAGAGCUCCCCAUCCAGCCACAGGCAGCAGUGGGAGAGUCCGGGGCAGCAACUCGCUGGCCAGCAAGAAGUCUCUUCUAGAGGAUGAUUUCUUCAGCAAACUCCCUGCAGAGGACAGUGAAGCUGCAGAGGGAUCCAGUGCCUCUGAUGCAGACCCACAGGAUCUGCUGCAGACCCUGAAGGAUAUGGAUGACAUGGAAGCUGAUCUCCUGAGGAUAUCAAAACCCAGUUCUGCACCAGGGAAGACAACUGUGAAAGGUCCUGGGAAAUGGGAUGCCUUGGGAGAAGGAGGAGCAAAAGCCACAGGGAAACUGCUAGCUCCUGAGAAAGAUGGUUCUUUGGCCAAGCUUUUGACCACUGAGGAGCAGGAUGCUCCCAAGAAGCCAAUUCCAACAGGUACUAAAAGCAGCUUUGAGAAAAACCCAGAAGAGAGCAAAGGGAAAGGGCCAAACCCGCUCCAGACACCCCUGCACACCGUGGCCACAGCCCGGAGGAGGGAGCAGCUCACGUUUGAAGAUGAUGGUGAUGACCUGAUGGAUGCACUGGGAUUUGGCAAUGAUCCCAAAGGACAUGAGAAGCAGGGAAAGAAGGCAGAAGAAGAUGUGCUCCAGCCAGCCUGCUCCAAGCUGGACAAGUUGCUGGGACGAGGCUCCAUGGGCAAAACCCUGGAGCAGCCAGGCAUGGGAGAGCACAAGGAGUUCCAACUGGAUAAGAAGUACCAAAAGCAGCCAGAGAAGGAAGAGGACUGGGACAAGGAAGAUUUUAUCUUUGGAGCAUACCAGCCCUCGGUGGCCUCUGUGCCCAAGAGCCAGCUAACGAGGAGGCAGUCUGUCAGCAGGUUUUCAAACAACAGCAGCAGCGAAGUAAAACAGGAGCUCCACUCCAAAGCUCUUCCUGCAGCCAGCAGCAGCCCUGUGCGGGGCAGGAGGGCUGGAGGCGACUGGCUGGGCUUGAAGGAUGAGGAUGUGAUGGAUUCAGAGCCACUGUCUGCAGUGAAGGGCAGCCCUGCUGUUAGCUGCCCCAGCCCUGCCCCAGCCAUACGGCCUGGCCCCGCCAGCCACAUCCCGGCUGCAGAGGAGGCAGCGGCUAAAGCGGCCCCGCUGGAGGAGGAGAACUGGCUGAGCGCUGCCUUGGCUCGUAAAAAAGCCCAAGCACAGGCAAAGACCCAGGAGAGAAAUGCCAAGGCCUCAGAGGCUCCAGGGGAAAGGCUGCAUCUCCAUCCUGCUGUCAGCCAUCCAGCCGCCUCCACGGGAGCCCCGCAGCAGGCAGCUGCCCUGCAGGACACAGCCACUGCAGACAGCUCUGGGCAGCCAGUGCCCUGGCUCAGCACCAAAAAACGAGCCUCAGCUCCGCCGUCGGAGGCUGCGAAGGAGGAUCCCUGCAGAGACACCAGCGCCCUGGCCUCUACAGCCAUGUUCCCAGGAGAGCAGGACAUGCAGGGCCCUGUCCCACUUGCUCAGGUUCCUACACCCAGGACACAGCUCCAGGCUGCCCCACAGCUGCAGGCAGAGUCCCCAGGCCUGAGCUUGCUGCAUGACAGGAGGCUGGGGCAUGGCACUGCCCAGCUCUGUGAGGACACAUCAGGCUGCCAGGCAGCUCUGGUCAGCGCCCAGGCCCGUGUGGCAGAGCUGGAGAGCCAGGUGCGGACACUGGAGCUGGAGCGGACACAGCAGAGGCUGUUGCUGGAGAGUCUCCAGCAGCAGCGCCAGAAGGACCUGGAUCUUCUCGAGAGCACCUACAGAUGCCAAAUGAAGGUGUUGGAGGAGAGCCAUGGGCAGCGGGAGGAGAGGCUGCGGCAGGAGCUGGAGCAGCUGAGGGCUCAGCUGCUGUCGCAGAGCCGGGACAUGGAGCAGGCGCGGGCAGAGCUGCGGGCACAGCACCAGCAGCACGUGGCGGCACUGGAGCAGCAGCACACGCUGGAGGUGAAGCGGCUGCAAGAGCUGCAGAGGACGUCCAUCCAGGAGCUGCGCCAGGACCACGACGAGCAGCUCCAGCGGCUGCAGCGGCUGAAGGAUCAGGAGAUGGAAGCGGUGACCAGCGCCACGUCACACACCAGGUCUCUGCACAGCAUCGUCGAGCGGAUGGAGAAGUUCUCCAGUGAUCUGCACGAGCUGUCACACAAGGUGGAGGCCAGGCACCACAGCACCUCCCAGGAGCUGGCCACAGGGGCACAGCAGCUCAAGGUGCUCCAAGACACAAUGCUGCAGCAGCAGAAGGACAUGGAGGAGGAACGGAGAGGGCUCCAGGACUUGAUUGCUAAAAUGGAGGCCAGGCUGAGUGAGCAGACUCGGCAGCUGGAGCAGGAGCGCUGGAAGGCGACAGCAGAGCAGUGCAAAGUGGAAUCGCUGCAGCGCUCGCUGGAGGAGCAGCGGCGAGUCCUGAGCCAGCAGCUCUCCGUGGAGCGAGCAGAGCUGGAGAGGGCCAAGAGCGCUUUGCUGGCGGAGCAGCAAUCGGUGAUGCAGAAGUGCUCAGAGGAGCGCCAGAAGCUGGCGGCUGAGUGGGCUGAACUUCGUGCCCAGCAGCAGCUGAGUAAGGAGCAGAUGGAGAGGGACAUGGGCCGAGCCCUGCAGAUGGGGUCCCAGAGAGAGGGCACCAUCAUCAGCCUGGCGAAGGAGCUGGCAGAGCUCAAGUUCCGGGGCCAUGAGCUGAAAGCCAAGGAGGAGGAACUGGCAAAGGCCAGAGAGCUGCAGGAUGAGGCCUGGCAAGAGCUGAAGCUGGAGAAGGAGAAGGUGAAGGUGGCUGCACAGCGUGUGCAGCGGCAGGAGGAGGAGGUGCAGAGCAAGGCCAAGCUCUCAUCCCAGAAGUAUGAGGAGGGGGAGCGAGCGCUGCAGAAGGCUUGCAGAGUGGAGGGUGAGCACCAAAGCAGGCUACAGGCCAUGCAGCAGCACUUGGAGCAGCUGAGGCAGCAGGAAGAGCAUCUGCACCAGGUGCGGCUGAGCAUGGCUCAGCAGCGGAGACAGCUUGAACAGCUACGUGAGGAGCUGCCCAACAACCCCAUGAUGCUGCUGACUGCAGACCAGGACCUCAGGGCACCUGUGAACGGCCUCUCCAGCACACUGUUUCCCCUGAUGGCAGUGGCACCACACAGUCGGGCUCUUGUUGCAGAGCCUCCAGCUCCUGUCAGGGUGCUCCCUCAGCACAGCCCUGGGGCUGGCAGGGGCACCCCGGCCACAGCCAGCCCCACCGAGCUCUGUGCCACACUGCUGCUGCUGAAUCUCAGGGCCCAACAGGACCAUGAUUUCUUAGAGAAUGAGCAGUUCUUCCUGGAGACUCUGAAGAAGGCAUCCUACAAUCCUUCAACUCGGUCAGGCUGAGGGAAAGGGCAAGGUGGUCAUCAGCACAUCCCAAUGGACAUCAUCACCAAAACUACAGCCAUGUCUCCACCAACUAGUAAUAAAGAACCCCAGACUUUCUUGGGCAUUGUGGGGUUUUGGAGGAUGCACAUUCCCAACUACUGUAAAUCCUCUCUAUCAAGUCACCUGGAAGAGAAAUGAUUCAAAUAGGGCCCUAAACAACAACAACAAGGCUUUCAACACACUGAACAAGAGUUUGCUCAGGCAGUUGCCCUUGGGCCAGUCUGGACAGGACUAGAUGUGAAAAAUGUGCAGCUGGAGAGAAUGGCCCUACCUGGAGCCUUUGGCAAGAAGCACUUGGGGGGCUGGAGGCUGACCCCUUGGAGCCAGGGAUACAGAGGAUCCAAGGCCCGAUACACUCCAUUAAGAAGGGGACACUGGCAGCAUAUGAUGGAGUUGGAGGUGCCUCAGAAGGAAUUGGCAUGGAAGCUGGACUCUUCUUAGUACCCUGACUGCCAGUGUGGGUGUUCAAAGGGAGGGUCUGCUCCACACAUCACACUACUGAUGUGACAUGGAGGAGGGGGUAUAGGAAACUCCAGUCACCCUGGCCUCCUGCAAGUGAUCACCAACUGGCCAGAGGGUAAAGAUACACAUCUAGCAAAGGCCACCUGGAGACUCAGCACUGAGGGGAUCUGUCAGUCGAGCUGGCCCUGCCCAAUCAGAACUUGCACCCUUUGGAAGGAGGUAAAGUCCUGGUAGUGUAUAUGGAGAAUGUUAGGAACGACAGUUUGGGUUAAGCCUGCUUUGGGCAAAGGGAAACCCCCACAAGGGAUUGUUUUUGCUCAAGGACUUGGCUGCACUUGGUGGGUGAUGCAGGAGGAUGUUCAAUGGGUACCUUAGGGGGGAUUUAAUUUAGUGUGAGGUCAGUUUUAACACAAGCACUU